CUAAUUAGCAAGGAGUCUUCUGGGACCCCUGACCCAGUUGCCACCUAAGAAGGUAUAGGAGGGCACUUGAGGUUCUGAGUGCCUAAUCCAGCCCCCAGCGAGGUCAGGGCUCUCAGUGAUGACCCAAUGGGGGGAGGGGGCUGGGAUAAGGGAGCGGCCCCUGGGAAGGUCCCCUGGUUAGUGUCCGAGUCUCAGGCUGCCCCGCAGUCAGACCCCUAUGUAGGACGUCAGCCCUCUCUCUCGGGGUAGCGCUGUAGUCACGUGGCACUGCUGGUGGGGUCCCCUGGGGCAGGGGCCAGGGCGAGAUUGAGAAGGAGACUCAUGUCUCAUUUGGAGCAGCUCUGCAAAGCAGCACAUCGGCGGGGACCAUGGCUGGCUCCCCAGACCAGGAGGGCUUCUUCAACCUGCUGAGCCACGUGCAGAGCGGCCGGAUGGAGGAGCAGCGCUGCUCGCUGCAGGCGGGGCCAAGCCCAGCCUCUGACAGCCGUGAGAGUGGGCAGCAGGAGAGCGGCCCUGCACCCGAGAUGGACAGCCUCAUGGACAUGCUGGCCAAUACCCAGGGCCGCCGCAUGGAUGACCAGCGAGUGACGGUCAGCGCCCUGCCUGGCUUCCAGCCUUUAGGCCCCAAGGACGGAGUGCAGAAACGAGCUGGGACCCUCAGUCCCCAACCCCUGCUCAGCCCUCAGGACCCAGCUGCUCUCAGCUUCCGUCGGAACAGCAGCCCCCAGCCCCAGACACAAGCCCCCUGAGGGCCUAAGGCGUCCUGGGCCCCCCAUGGCCCCCGAGAGCUGAAAAUAAAGCACUUCCAUGAGCAACAAA
Molecule: messenger RNA, 819 nt
Organism: Odocoileus virginianus texanus
Lineage: Eukaryota; Metazoa; Chordata; Mammalia; Artiodactyla; Cervidae
Gene: PCP2
Product: Purkinje cell protein 2
Molecular function (GO): protein binding; guanyl-nucleotide exchange factor activity
Source: RefSeq, a predicted model, not a curated record